Mya arenaria is the source of this 1092-nucleotide messenger RNA. RefSeq lists its product as uncharacterized. The record is from RefSeq and is a predicted model, not a curated record. The transcript has 3 exons. Lineage: Eukaryota; Metazoa; Mollusca; Bivalvia; Myida; Myidae. Gene Ontology annotation, biological process: protein ubiquitination. Gene Ontology annotation, molecular function: ubiquitin-protein transferase activity; metal ion binding. Bases 24 to 788 code for a protein of 254 amino acids.
GGAAAUACUUAUAAUAUCAACAUAUGAACAUAAUAGUACAAUCUAUUUCUAAAUCUCUAUCGGAUACAGUUUGUUACACGUUUUUAUUAAGAAUUGAAAUCAAAAUGGAGUUCAAAAUAAUGAUGAUUUUAUACGUUAACAUUUUACUUUUCGCUAAUUUGAUUGCGGCCGAGCCAGCCUGCUCAAAAUUUGACUACGAAGAAAAACUGCUGGGAAAACUAAUUAGAAUGGAGAUAAACUUUGAGAUUAUAAUUGAGGAAAUGAAAGAUCUGAAAACAAACGUAAAGUCCGACAUUGAAAACAUGGACAAGAAGAUUGAACAACUGAUUGCGGAUAGGCUAGAACUGCAAACUACAUUAACUAGUUUAAAAUCAUCUGUCAGCGAGCUGGAUACAAGAACACAAAGCUUGAUGACUGAAACCGACCGUGUCAUUGAGAUGCAAAAUGUUACCAGCGCUCAAGUGAAAAGAUUAGAAGAAACAGUCGACGAAAUUCAACAACAACAUAAUGCCACUUACAAAUAUGUCAUGGAUCGUAUCAAAUACUGUAUUCCUGGGCCUGCUUUGGCCGCAAAGAUGGUGGUUGGUGCCAGGGUUGUACGGGGGAGGGAUUGGAAUUAUGGAUCGCAGGACGGGACACCACCAGGUAGUGGAACAAUCACAGCAAUUCGUAGCGAUAUAUGGCACACUGUGAAAUGGGACACAACUUCAACAGCUAGCUACCAAGUGGAUGUUAAGAAGAACAUUUAUCACUUAACUCUUGAAACUUGCAAGCUCUAUUCAACUUAGAACUACAAACUUGUCUUCAUGCAUGUUUGGUAACAUUCAAGUGUGUUUUAUUAAGCAUGCUGGUACUUUAACUACAGCCUAUGACCUUAAAUGUAAAACCGGGUAAUACUCAUUACACAUGUAUCUCACAUGUUAGCUGUACAUGUUACGUGUGAGCUAUAUUCGAACAACUUAUGAUAAUGUGAAAGGUGAGCUAUUUGCGAACAAAAGGCAUGCGUAUACAGCAUAUAGCUAUUGCAUGUAUAACUCUGUGGCCCAUUAUUACCAAAUUGCUUUCCUUGAUUUGAAUAAAAGCUAAAGCCAU